This is a messenger RNA of Emiliania huxleyi CCMP1516, 594 nucleotides long. RefSeq lists its product as hypothetical. The coding region runs from base 1 to 594 and encodes 197 amino acids. NCBI's taxonomy places the organism in Eukaryota, Haptophyta, Isochrysidales, Noelaerhabdaceae. The transcript has a single exon. The record is from RefSeq and is a predicted model, not a curated record.
AUGCCAAAGACAUUGUACGUGCAGUCGGACAAUGCGUCGGACAACAAGUGCUGGACCAUGCUAGCAUUCUUUGCGAUGAUGGUGCACCACAGCUACGUUUCGGAGGUCUUCUUUUCCUUCCUUCUCGUCGGCCACACGCACGAAGACAUUGAUCAGUUCUUCUCUUCGCUCUCCAAAUUUCUCAAGAGAGAGUUGACACGGGUCACCACGCCGUCCAAGUUUCAAGAAGGCAUUCAGCAAGCCAUGGGCAACCGAGCGUACGGACUGAUCGAGCCAAUCGACAGUGUCUUUGACUGGAUAAAGUGGUUCGAGCCUUACCUGUUGGACACCGGCGAUCGCGCGACGGGAAUUCACGAGGCUUAUGUCGACGACGAGAUUCACAAGCCGCACCACUUCUGGAUUCACAAAAAGCCGUCGGGCGACGUCGUAUUUCACUACAAGGAGCUUGCAACGGACCCAGUGUGGCUGCCCUCCACCAACCCAGACGAGGUGAAGGUCUCGGACCCAAACGGCAUCCCGAUCUUCAAGAGACCACCGCCGGAUCCCAUGAUGGAAGGCGCCUCGCCAAGGGAGGCGCCGUUUGCGAGCGAUUAG